Messenger RNA from Onthophagus taurus, 927 nucleotides. NCBI's taxonomy places the organism in Eukaryota, Metazoa, Arthropoda, Insecta, Coleoptera, Scarabaeidae. The record is from RefSeq and is a predicted model, not a curated record.
UUAAGUCAGUCAAAAAAAAAUUAAAAUGUACAAAAUAUUAACGCUUUUAAUAUAUUUUGUGCGCCUUUCAGUACUUGGAAAUCAUUUUUGUGGUAUGUCAUGUGGAGAUUUGCCCCACGCCUGUUGUAGUUAUCAGAAAUUUGGAUUCGGAGAAAUGUGUAACCCUCCGGUACAAAGAUAUGACAUGAACGAUUCUGAAAGAGAACUUCUGGUCGAAAUGCACAACAUCGUCCGUAAUAAAAUAGCUUCCGGAAAAGAGAAACAUCUUCCAAUGGGUUCCUCCAAUAUGCAAAUCCUUACAUACGAUAAGGAACUGGAAUUUAUUUCCGAAUGUUGGGCGUCGCAAUGUUUAUUAGAUACUCACCAGUGCAUGAAUUCCGUAAGAGGCCGAACCAGCCAUAUCGUAUGGCAAGGAGACGAAAGAAUUUCAAAGAAAGAAACCGGAAAAAGAUAUUUAGCGCAUAGUAUCUUUCAAUUUUUCCUUCACACGAAUCUAUUAAACACGUCAAUUUUUACAAAGUUCACUAAAUCGUCUAUGCCGAACGAAUUAUUGACUGUUACGCAGGUUUUGUGGGCGAACACGAAAUACGUUGGUUGCUCAAGGGUGUCGUUUAACUCCCAAAAACGGAAAAUGAAAACGUACAAUGUCGUUUGCACGUAUUAUCCCGCUGGGAACAUCGAGAACGAACCAGUUUAUCUCGAUGGCGAACCGUGCUCGUCUUGCAAUAAUCAAACCGUUUGCAAUAAGCACUUUACCUCGCUUUGUGGUCAAAUCGAAUGGCAAGUUCAAGCGGAUACGUUCAAAGCUCCAUUUAACGUUAAUAUUGCAACUUUGGUAACAUGCGGGAAAAUUAUUCACUACGCCCUGAUUUAUUUUCUAUUUUGUAUUAUGUAACUAUUAUUUAAUAAAAUAGAUUAGUUUUUUAA